AUGCCUAUCCACGCUCGCACGACUUCAUCAGGCUCUCACGAUGGAAGCGAAUCCAGCUUGACCAGCUUGGCAUCUUCCCGGUCCGAACGCCCUCCUCAGGGCCAUCGUCCGCCACAGACCCCGCCAGGUGGGAACAAGCCUCCUGGUCUGACGUUUUCUCCAUCUGGCUCCUCGAACGCGUCGUCUCCGACCUCCACCAGGAGCUAUGGGCUCUCCACCGAGGUGUACCCCUACGAGGCUUCUGCUCUUUCCAACACCGUCAGGACUAUUCUCGAAAGUAGCGCCGAGUCCGAUAGAGACGACGCCCUGUAUGCUCGCGCCCAACGCCACCUUCAGGUCCUCAACGACCCACUUUACAACCAAUACGACACUCCGCAGUGGGUGCGGCGCCGUGCAUCAUCAGCGAGGGCUGUCUUGUUCCAGGGAUUUACUGUGAGAGGCCUUAUCAAAGCGAUGUACGCCACUGCGGAGGAUCUCGGCCUCGAACGGGGAAAGAGAUACGUCUCAGCCGCCAUCUGUGCUUGCGCAGAUGAUGCCCGCCGGGCUCCAGACAACGUGGAUCGCCUGGAGUUUCUGGCGCAAGGCUUGGAACGUCUCGCAUCAACUUGGGCCGCAUUCAUGCUAUGGCCGUUUUAUGCGCAGCAAGAAAACGCGGAACUGAUUGUCGGCCUCGAUGACAUCUCUGGAAAUGCUACACCCACAGAAACCAACACAGAGUCCAUUAUUGACGACGUUGGCUUGUCCAAAAAUCGGUCGGGAGAACUGCGAGGUGAUGUGGGCAGGCGGGAGGGACAUAGGUCUGUAAUCACCGGAGACAUGGAUGUGUAUUUGUCCACCAGGAACAGGCCCGAAGGUGUGGCCACUGCAUAUCUCGAGGUUGCUCAUAUCUUCAAGCGUGCUCUUGUGGUGUACAACCGCAACACCGCGAAACAAAGGACACGGUCAAUAACAGCUACUCUCGAGAUACUCCAGCACUACUGCCAACUCGAUGAGAAGUACGUCAAGGAUAUAGGACUUCUGGACAGCCCCGUCAAUGCGUUUUUGGUGGAUAGCGGUUCUGUGCACAAGGCGUUCGACGACUUCCUGUGGUGCCUGAAGCCUACAGAGAUUCCGAAUCAAUACGAGUACAAGGAAUACGAUCAUGCCAUAAACCUACGGUAUAACAUGCCGACUGUGGUAGUGUUCAAGGACCACAGCAUCGAGGACGCUGAUACUGCAAUUUCCACGCAAUCAUCCACCGACAAUCCUUCCGAGCCUGGAACGUCGCGAGCUUCUCGCCACAGAAAACGACCCCACGACGCAAUGGGCGUCGAGCUGCCCGAUCCUGAGCUGUUCAGGCUGCAUGCUGCUCUGGCCGGCGUGUUGAACAUGAGUGGCGCGGCCGGUAUUUUCCAGCUGAUCAUGGACCGCCAAAACCCCGGCCAGCCGCCAGUGCCUAGUGCUGACGGCGAGGCGUUCUUCAAAGAGAUAGUGGAAGAUAACGAGCUGGGGGCUUUGAGGCAGUCGAUUGCGGAGAUGUGGUCUACUCCUCCCAAUUAG
Dichomitus squalens LYAD-421 SS1 is the source of this 1539-nucleotide messenger RNA. RefSeq lists its product as uncharacterized. The transcript is spliced from 5 exons. Lineage: Eukaryota; Fungi; Basidiomycota; Agaricomycetes; Polyporales; Polyporaceae. The coding region runs from base 1 to 1539 and encodes 512 amino acids. The record is from RefSeq and is a predicted model, not a curated record.